Melanaphis sacchari is the source of this 1536-nucleotide messenger RNA. Its product is annotated as tigger transposable element-derived protein 6-like. The transcript has a single exon. The coding region runs from base 7 to 1536 and encodes 509 amino acids. Gene Ontology annotation, cellular component: nucleus. Gene Ontology annotation, molecular function: DNA binding. NCBI's taxonomy places the organism in Eukaryota, Metazoa, Arthropoda, Insecta, Hemiptera, Aphididae. The record is from RefSeq and is a predicted model, not a curated record.
UGCGCUAUGGCUAGCAAAAGAAAACGAUUAACUUUAAAAGAAAAAAUAGACAUUCUGGAAUUUCGAACAUCAAAUACAAUGGGCGUUCGUGCAUUAGCAGACAAAUUUAGUGUUAGUAAAACACAAAUUGCUGAUAUUAUAGCAAAUAAAGACGCUCUUUACAAAAUUUGGGCUGAAAAUGGAGAAGAGAAACGGAAAUGGACAAAGCUACAAAAAACAGAAACCUCUAUAAUCGACAAUGAAGUAUUAAACUGGUUUUCAAAAUUACAAGAAAAAAAUCUUCCUGUUUCAGGACCGAUGCUUCAAGAAAAAAGUAAGCAAAUCGCUGAAAUGCACGGAUUUGAUCUUAAAGGCUCUAAUGGCUGGCUUGAAAAAUUUCGGAAAAGAAAUAAUAUUUCUUUUAAAUCAGUUUGUGGUGAAGCAGCAAGUGUUGAUGAAGAGGCCGUCAAUAACUGGAAAGCAAAAAUACCCGAAAUUAUAGCAAAUUACGCAGAAUGCGAUAUUUUUAAUGCAGAUGAAACGGGAUUGUUUUAUAGAGUUCUACCUGAUAAAACCAUGGCGUUUAAAAAUGAGAUAUGUACCGGAGGAAAAAUUUCAAAAGAACGUUUAACUGUACUUUUGUGUUCUAACAUGUUGGGUGAGUUUGAACGGCCAGUCGUCAUAGGCAAAGCUAAACGUCCACGAGCCUUCAAAAAAUUGGAUAUUAACAACUUUCCCGUCGAUUGGUAUUGGAACAAAAAAGCCUGGAUGACGACUGAAAUAAUGACUGAGUGGCUUAUGAAAUUUGAUAACAGAAUGGGUCAAAAUAAAAGAAAAGUUUUACUCUUUUUAGACAACGCGGCUCCUCAUCCACAUUUGAAAAUGAAAAAUAUUGAACUUGUGUUUUUUCCACCUAACAUGACAUCUCAUUGUCAACCGCUUGACCAAGGAGUAAUCCAUCAGUUUAAGAAAUUAUAUCGUACGCAGUUGUUACGUAAAGCUGUUGCCGAUUUGGAUGCCAAUUCAAGUCAACCUAUCAACGUGUUGGAUGCAAUUUACUGGGUGUCUUCAUCUUCAAAAAACAUUCAACCCGAAACAGUGAAGAAAUGCUUUUUGCGGUCCGGCUUUAGGCACCGUAAUAACAAUGUUACAGACGUUGAUGAUCUACUUACACCAAUAGAAGAACUUGGCAAUCUUAUUAAAGUGAUUGACAAUACAAUUACGGAAAAUGACUACAUAACACUAGACGAUUGCGUAGAGACUUACGACGCCGAUAUCGAAAAUUCAUCUGAUACUACGAGCAUGUCUACACAAAAUGAAGAAGAAAGUGAUGAAGAAAAUGAUGGGUCCGAAGAUCAAGAAAUUCCAAAAAUAGGAAGUCCACGGGAGGCAUUGCUAGCAGUAAAAGACAUACGUAAAUAUAUUUCUUCUAUCGAGGUGCAGAAUAGUUCAUUGUUCUCAAACACAGUCCAAUUAGAAAAUGCCUUAACAUACGAAAUAACUACGCCUGCAAUUAGUAAACAAACUAAAGUAACAGAUUUUUUUCAGAAAUGUUAG